Molecule: messenger RNA, 650 nt
Organism: Lepidothrix coronata (blue-crowned manakin)
Lineage: Eukaryota; Metazoa; Chordata; Aves; Passeriformes; Pipridae
Product: leukotriene C4 synthase-like
Exons: 5
Biological process (GO): leukotriene biosynthetic process
Cellular component (GO): endoplasmic reticulum; nuclear envelope; membrane
Molecular function (GO): leukotriene-C4 synthase activity; glutathione transferase activity; glutathione peroxidase activity
Source: RefSeq, a predicted model, not a curated record
AUGAGGGAUCAGAUAGACCAGCUGGCCACCAUCACGGUUUUGGGAGUCCUGGAGCAAGGUAAAUGCCCUUUAUACAAUGCUCGCUUUGCUAAACAAACACUGCUGGACUGUUACCAUUCCUGUGUUGUUCUGUUUUUAGCCUAUUUUGCACUGCAGGUGAUCUAUGCCCGUCGGAAGUACAAGAUCUCCCCUCCUGAAACAACAGGUCACCCUGAGUUUGAACGGAUCUUCAGAGCUCAGGCAAACUGCUCAGAGUACUUCCCAAUCUUCAUUUCGCUCCUCUGGAUUGCUGGAAUCUUCUUCCAUCAAGGUGUGACUGUGGCAUGUGGGCUGCUAUACCUCUACACCCGCCUCAAGUACUUCCAGGGAUACACCGUGGCUGCACAGGGACGCUUGGGACCAAUGUAUGCCAGUGCCUUGCUGCUCUGGCUGCUGCUGGGGCUGGCAAUGGCUGGGCUCCUGGCACACUUCCUGCAGCCCCACUCCUCCACAUGAAUGGCAGCACUGGCACAGCCCCUCCAGUAACACAGUGCCCAGUGAGAGGGGCCAUGGCUCUCCCAAAACCAGUCAGCUGGCACAGUCAGGGAGUGAGUACCUCCCUGGCUCUGUGGUCCCCUCUGAAGGGAGGCUGACGCUGGCACUCCUCUGCU